AUAAUAUGUGGACAAUCUGGAUAUAAAAAGCUUAAUAAUUAGUUUAUCAUAUAUCUCAAGCCACAAAUAUUCUGAUGAUAUAUUUUCAGAGAAUGAUGUAUAAUAGGUGAUUUACUACCUUAAUUUAAUUCUGUAGAAUGUACUGCACUUGAAGUACCUUUGUUAUAGCAUGUAGUAGUUAAGUUUAAAUUUCCCAUAAAAAUCAUUUGCAUGUAAUUAUAGUUUAAUUCUCUACUUUCAGUUAAAGAGCGGAACAGCAGGGGUGUUUGGUACAGGACUUGUGAAAGGAAUUCGUUAUGUAUUCACGACGGGAGCAAAGAUAGCUGUAUUUACAUGGCAAGGAUGCUUUAUUGAAUUGAGAAGGAAGAUGGAUGGUUGUUACAUCGUGAAGGACACACCCAUGGUUAUGAAUCUCAAUGCACAUGAAGCACUGGAACUUCUAAGAAGAAAGGCAGAAUUAGCCAAUGGUCGAGGGCCUGUAACAAUGAUUGUGGGUCGAGUGGAUGUUGGUAAAUCAACUUUAUGUAGGUUGCUUCUGAAUUAUGCAGCUCAAAUGAGGCGAAAGCCAACAUUUGUUGACCUGGAUGUUGGAGAUGGUCAUAUUUCAAUCCCUGGCACAAUUCUAUCCAUCUCCAAUUCAGACCUACAGUACUCAUUCAGUUCCAGCAUUUAAUCACACAUUUAUGGUAAGUGUGUACAUCUGUUCAUUACUUGUGAACAGUUGUAUGGAUAUCUUAGUUUCAAUGGGCAAGACUUAACUAAGGUAAGGUAAAGGUAAAGCUAUCCAUGUAACAGGCUGUGGAGGCCCAUCGGGUUGUGAGACGUUGAGGCUCCCACAUUUUCUAGACAGUCAGCUCACAGUGUGGUUGUCAGCCCUUCGUGACAGCCUGAGGACAAUGAAUCCCUAAAAAGGUUUUAUGUAGAUACAAGCAAGUCUUGAAUUUCUGAGAUGGAUCAAGAAAGAAAACUAUCUUGAUUUGAACACUGAUUUUUUGUUGUGAAAUUUGAUAAUUUUCAUAUAUAAGUGCUUUUACUUUGUACAUUAGGGUUUGAACUAACUGAACAGUUAGCACCAUAAUGGUUGAUAGCACUGUAAUAUAUGAACUUGUUGACAGUGUCUAUUUCUGCUCAUGGUGAGAAAGAGGAUGGCCAAAUUUUUUAAUUGAAAGGUACAUGAACAUUUUCCAUUGAAAAGAAAUGUUAUUUCAGAAGAUAAAGAGUACACUUCAGUGUAUUGUGAAAAAAUUAUUAGUGUUAUGAAUUUUAUUAUUAUUUAUUUAAACUGCAUAUGGGUUUUUGCCCGGUGGCAGUGGUACUAC
Messenger RNA from Cryptotermes secundus, 1319 nucleotides. RefSeq names its product polyribonucleotide 5'-hydroxyl-kinase Clp1-like. Gene Ontology annotation, molecular function: polynucleotide 5'-hydroxyl-kinase activity. Gene Ontology annotation, cellular component: nucleus. The coding region runs from base 368 to 673 and encodes 101 amino acids. The transcript is spliced from 3 exons. NCBI's taxonomy places the organism in Eukaryota, Metazoa, Arthropoda, Insecta, Blattodea, Kalotermitidae. The record is from RefSeq and is a predicted model, not a curated record. Gene Ontology annotation, biological process: tRNA splicing, via endonucleolytic cleavage and ligation.